Messenger RNA from Frankliniella occidentalis (western flower thrips), 960 nucleotides. RefSeq lists its product as uncharacterized. The record is from RefSeq and is a predicted model, not a curated record. The transcript has 2 exons. The coding region runs from base 104 to 832 and encodes 242 amino acids. Lineage: Eukaryota; Metazoa; Arthropoda; Insecta; Thysanoptera; Thripidae.
ACCUGCACAGAGAGGGUGGAGUGGCGGUCAUAUAAAAGCAGCGGGUGGCGCAGUCUGUGGUAUCAUUCGCCGUUUGGUUCCCCAUCAACCAACAACAGCAAUCAUGAACAAGCUAGUCGUGCUCGUCGCCGUGCUCGCCGUUGUCGCCGCUGGCGACAAGAAGGUGAACAAGCGCGGGCUGGUAUCCAGCCUGGGCUACGGCUCCAGCUACGGCUACUCCGGCCUCGGCUCCGGCCUGGGCUACGGCUCCAGCUUGGGCUACUCUGGUCUCGGCCUCAGCUCCGGCCUCGGCUACUCUAGCCUCGGCUACUCUGGCCUCAGCUCCGGCUUGGGCUACUCUGGCCUCGGCUACUCUGGUCUUGGAUACUCCGGCCUAGGCCACGCCAAGCUGAUCUCUGAGAGCUCGCACACCACCAUCGCCAGGAAGAUCGGAGUCCCCGUGGCCGCCCCCUACGCCGUCCCCGUGGAGAGGAACAUCGCCGUGCCUGUUCCCCACCCCGUGGCCGUGCCCGUCGACAGGCCUUACCCCGUGCCUGUGCCCGCCCCCUACGCCGUGCCCGUCGACAAGCCCUACGCCGUGCCCGUUGAGAGGGCCGUCCCCGUCCCUGUGCCCCACGCCGUGCCCGUGCCCGUCCACGAGCCUGUCCCCUACCCCGUCCACGAGCCUGUGGCCGUGCCCGUCAUCAACAAGGUGGCCGUCCCCGUGCCCGUCCCCCACGCCGUGCCCGUCAUCAAGAGCCACUCGUACGCCGCCCCCGCCCUCGCCUACGGCGGUGCCUACGGCGGAUCCCUCGCCUACGGAGCCUCAUCUCUGGGCUACAACGCGUGGUAGGAGUCUCAUGUGUUUGAUGAGAAGAAACAGACUGAUUUGUAGUUAGUUAAUAUUUUUGUCAGCAAUAAGUUCUAGUCUCUCGUAACUGUUGCGCCACAUCCUGUAAAUAAAUGCCACCUCAUCCUGAA